Xiphophorus hellerii (green swordtail) is the source of this 1562-nucleotide messenger RNA. RefSeq names its product LysM, putative peptidoglycan-binding, domain containing 1 (gene lysmd1). The transcript has 3 exons. The record is from RefSeq and is a predicted model, not a curated record. Bases 345 to 986 code for a protein of 213 amino acids. Lineage: Eukaryota; Metazoa; Chordata; Actinopteri; Cyprinodontiformes; Poeciliidae.
AAUAUUAUUUCUUACGAGUUCAGAGCAACUUUUCAAAUGUUAUAUAGGCAGGUAAGGUUUGCAUUUAACUAAUGUUUUAAUAGAAAGGAUAUAUGGUUGCUAGGUAUAUUUACCAACUUUUGUUCUUUGAUAUUGUAACAGGUUUUACAAAACAGAAACAGGGUUUAACGUAGAUUAAGUUGGCAACUUAGCUUGCCUGGUUUAUUAAACUGCCAGUUUAACAUUUGAGCAUACGUUCUAGUUGAAAGAAACCCACCCUCUUAUGAGAUUACCAAAUGUAAAGCUCACCGGGAACUGUAUUCUACCUCCAUUCUGGCUUUUACCAACCCAAAUGUUUCUGGAAUAUGUCCGGCGAGCGAGCGUCGUUGCCAUCCGGGGGAGGCGGCCUGCUUCGCGGAAGCAGAACAAGAUCUUAUGGCAGCUUAACUAGCUCUUCGCUUUCUCCGGUUCGCCAGAAAGUCAUUGAACACACAGUUAAACCAGGAGAGACCCUUCAGGGUCUGGCUUUAAAGUAUGGCGUGACUGUCGAGGUAAUCAAAAGAGCAAACAGACUGUACACCAACGACUCAAUAUUCCUGAAGAAAUCCUUGUCAAUCCCAGUCCUGUCAGACUUGAAUGACCACAGCAAUGGAGUAGAUUCGUCUGAGGAAGACCAUAAAGAAGGAAAGACAAACUGUGAUACAGAGGAUUAUAGAAAACCUGCAUCAGACCUUACUCCUGGAGAUUUUUUGAAAAGACUGGAUAACUUGAUCAGCCAGUCUAAGGAGGCUGCAGCCAGAGGAUGCAAAGAUGCAGAGAAACGUGUUGCAGCCGUAGAAGCCGCUUGCUCAAGCACAACUUCAGACUGGCGUCCCUUAACAAGGUCACAGAGUGUUAUUUCAUCAUCAAGAUUUCAGCAGCAAGCCCAACUUGGGGCAGUCCCCCUCACCACCACUAAGCUCACCAAGAAGCUGAAAGAAAGGGAAGAUGAGAUCUUUGAACUGUGACAUAAUUUUGUUUAAUGUCUUUCUGAUGAUUAAAAAACACUAGACACAUGGUGAAGGGACUAGACUGCAGGUCAAGACAUUUGCAGAAAGGUGAAAGGGCUCUACUAAUAGUGCUGCUGUGUAAAGUUUAAAAAUCCUUUUACUUAGUCAAUAACUAAAUUUUGUUGUAGAAAUGCAGUAAAAAUUGCACAUAUUUAUUUGUGGGAACCUACAGUUUGUAUGAAAACUCUUUUUUGUCUGUAACUGUUUGGCUUGUUCCUACAGAGAAUAGGGACAUGAGGAUUUUGUCACAUGAUGCUUCAGUCAUAUGUCUGCAUAUGGAAAUGCAGCAUUUUCCGCUCCUCAUCAUUUACCCAGGGAAUGCAAAUACUCAUUCACUGUAGCAGUAAGAGCAUAAACAGGUUGACACUGUAUGCUGCUAACACAAAAAAGAGACAAAUCACAGAAAUAUGUUUUUAGGAUAUUUUUGACAGCAUCUUUUAUUAUUUGCCAGGACUUUGUUUUUCAUUUUGUUAUUUUAUGUGAUUCAACGAUUAAUAAACUAAUAUUUGUUCCUGCAUUGCUGGAACAUUUACA